AUGCAACUCUUCAAGCGGACGCCGGCAGAGGUACUUAGACCUACUACGACAAAUGUAUAUGGCUGGUUAAUCGACUGUGAGCGAGAAUGCACGCUUCGAGGCCUUGUCCCUUGUCGUUAUGUAUCACGUAUUCGUUGUCAUUCGCAAAAAAUUGUUGGGUCAAGUACAUGUGGCGUUCGUCGAGUGGCAGCAGUUGCUCGAGACCCGCUUCACCUACGAUUUGCACGAGUCGUUGGCGGAUUCGAGACGUUUCCGGAGCUUUUCCAUGGACAGCAGAAAUCAAAAGGAGACCGCCGUCCGGCUUCCUAUAUCGUUGUUGUGGGUGAAUGGGAUAUCACCGUAAAAGAAGGACACGAACAGACAUUUGACGUCUCUCACAUCUAUUUCUACCCACUCUAUGAAGAUCUCUUUGCUCAUGAUCUUGCUAUUCUGGAGAUCGACCAACCUGGAAUAAAGUUUGAUGACUGGGCCCAGCCCAUUUGCUUGCCUCCGCGACAGUUCACAUAUCAGAAGGGAAGAAAAUGUGUGGUGUCCGGCUGGGGCAGCGUUGGGCUUUCAUAUCCUAGACGGCUUCAAGCCGCUGUGUUGCCUAUUAUUGACAGGAUGGAAUGUGUGAAUUCUUCUCGCAUAUACAGCUCCAUGAGCCGCUCAGCUUUUUGCGCUGGAUACCUGCAGGGCGGUGUUGACUCGUGUCAAGGCGAUUCCGGUGGACCACUCGCCUGUCAGGACGGCAACGAACCAUACGUUUUGGCUGGUGUGAUUAGCUGGGGUGACGGAUGCGCUCAGAAGGCACAACCAGGAAUUUACACCAUGGUUGCUCCAUACUUGUCAUGGAUUGAAGGUGUACUGAAUGGUCUUUGA
Molecule: messenger RNA, 861 nt
Organism: Cooperia oncophora
Lineage: Eukaryota; Metazoa; Nematoda; Chromadorea; Rhabditida; Trichostrongylidae
Source: the annotation of a GenBank genome assembly